Prorocentrum cordatum is the source of this 1622-nucleotide messenger RNA. NCBI's taxonomy places the organism in Eukaryota, Dinophyceae, Prorocentrales, Prorocentraceae. The record is from the annotation of a GenBank genome assembly.
AGCUGUCUCUUGCUCAGCGGUCCCUCCCGCCGUUUAUCCCAACGAUCGCACGUUCAAGUGCGACGUUGAUACCACUAUCCUCCAGGUCACUGCUUCGGAGCUGGUCCAGAGGGAUAACGCCAAGUAGUCCCUGGAAGCGUGGCCCAAAUCGGCUGUUUUCGAGGGAGCGUUCAAGAAGGUUGAGUCCGCCGAACAACAGUCCAAGAUUUUCACUGUGCAGUUCUCUGGGCCCAUUGCGGUGGCGUGCACGAUUGUCCAGCAAGCUUUGGGCGCUCAAAGCUAAGAAAGGCUGGGCCAGGUUCUUGGUGCCCUCGGUGGAGCUUCCUUCUACGCAGCUGCACGUUGGUCUCGACAAGUCUCACCCCCAGAUCCGUGUGGAGAUUCAAGGCAAGAGUUGUGCGAACAACUUGCGGGGCGAGUUUGGCGACGAGCAGUUUCUCUUUGAUUAUAGCAACGGUUGGCUUUCGGAAAGCUGGACGUCCCUGCUUCGACUGGCUCCCAGUGCAGGCAGGAAACCGACGGUGGUCUGCUAGAGUGAGAGGGGCCUGGUGGAAACAAAACAGUUAUCCAGACAGCAGAUCUUGGGCCAAUCACCUCCACCGACGUCCAGCCUGAGUGGUGGUUUUGACAACUUCACCCACCUACAGCACAGUGCGCUCCUGGGGUCUCGGUCACCAAGGGUGUUUUCCAGUUCGGCACGUCGGAUGUUGGCUUCCAGUAUGUGGAAUGUGAGGGCUUUGCUCAGAUGGCGUGGAAUUGCGGCGUGGGAAAAGGCAGAUUAUUUUAGAUAGUGCGAAGUGGGUCGCGCCUUGAUGGCCGUCCAGGAAGCGCACCACACCAGGAUCAUAUCAAAGCUUGUUUUCCAGCGAGUCGCGGUGCUCUGCAGUACCAUGUCGCGUGACUCUUCGCUCGCUAAUGCUGCAAUGGCGACAGCAUUGCCUCUUUCUGACGAGGCUGUGAGGCCCGCAAGAGGGAUUAUUUUGGCCAGUGGCAGGGCGUUCAAAGCCACAGUGAAUACGGACAAGGUCGAUCUGCGCUAUUACAACAUCCACAACCGCGACAUAUCUCGCAGACAGGGCGCGCACAUCCUCCGCAGUCUUCGGCCAGGUACCGAGUGGGCACAGCAGGAUUCAAGGAGCUGUCUCCUGAUCGUGUCGGGGGACAUGAACUUUGCCUCCUGCAGCAAACUCGACCUACUUCAACAACAAAGGAAGAGUUCGCUCGGCAAACGCAACAACUCCUGCUGCUACGCUUCCAAGUGGAAGGAGGUUCUGGACUCGCUGGUGGAUCUCUCGACGGACAACUUGGCACAUUUAUGAAAGGAUACAGGCAAUGUUUCGUCAUUGGAUCGCGUCUUGACGUCGCUCCCGCCUGGCUGGUGUCAACUUUUUCAUGGUGCUUGUAAUGUCGGCAGAUUGACGCUAGUGGUAUAAUUUUAAUAUCAAUGUGGUUCGGCAUUAUUACGCUUCCGACCAGAUCCAAACCAACACCAAGACCAGUCACAGUCAUAGUCAUAGCGGUAUUAAGCAUACUGAUCAGACGACCUACUGAAUUGAAUGCACGAGUACCAGUUCUGGUCACAGGUCGCCCUUGGAUUCGCAAAGUUCGAAUACUGUGUACCC